This is a messenger RNA of Sphaeramia orbicularis (orbiculate cardinalfish), 5569 nucleotides long. RefSeq names its product peroxisome proliferator-activated receptor alpha b (gene pparab). The transcript has 6 exons. The coding region runs from base 1 to 1410 and encodes 469 amino acids. NCBI's taxonomy places the organism in Eukaryota, Metazoa, Chordata, Actinopteri, Kurtiformes, Apogonidae. Gene Ontology annotation, molecular function: nuclear receptor activity; zinc ion binding; RNA polymerase II cis-regulatory region sequence-specific DNA binding. Gene Ontology annotation, cellular component: nucleus. Gene Ontology annotation, biological process: negative regulation of cholesterol storage; fatty acid metabolic process; negative regulation of inflammatory response. The record is from RefSeq and is a predicted model, not a curated record.
AUGGUCGACAUGGAGAGCCAUUACCACCCCCCUUCGCCCCUGGAGGACUCGGUGCUGGGCAGCCCCCUGUGCGCCGAUGAUGACUUCAUGGGUGGCAUGGAGGAGCUCCAGGACAUCUCUCAGUCCAUCGACAAUGAUGCCCUCACUUCCUUUGAUGUUCCUGAAUACCAGCCCUCCAGCAACGGGUCAGAAGGCUCCACAGUUCUAGAUGCCCUCACCCCAGCAUCCAGCCCGUCAUCGGUUGUUUACGGCAUGGCAACGGGUCAAGAAGAGUUCUCAUCUUCCACCUCAUCGCUUAAUCUGGAGUGUCGAGUAUGUGCUGACCGUGCCUCAGGCUACCACUACGGCGUCCACGCCUGUGAAGGCUGCAAGGGGUUUUUUCGGAGGACCAUUCGUCUGAAGCUGGAGUAUGACAAGUGUGAGCGCCGCUGCAAGAUUCAAAAGAAAAACCGCAACAAGUGCCAAUACUGCCGCUUCCAGAAGUGCCUGUCAGUGGGCAUGUCCCACAAUGCCAUCCGUUUUGGUCGGAUGCCCCAGUCAGAGAAGCUGAAACUAAAGGCAGAGAUGGUGACAGGAGAAAAGGAGGUGGAAAACCCCCAGCUAGCUGACCAGAAGACCCUGGCCAGGCAGAUUUAUGAGGCCUAUCUGAAGAACUUCAACAUGAACAAGGCCAAGGCUCGGACCAUCCUCACCGGCAAGACCAGCACUCCUCCUUUUGUCAUCCAUGACAUGGAGACCCUCCAGCUGGCAGAGCAGACGCUGGUGGCCAAGAUGGUCGGUUCUGCAGGAAUGCUCAAAGACAGGGAGGCAGAGGUUCGGAUUUUUCAUUGCUGCCAAUGCACCUCAGUGGAAACGGUCACCGAGCUCACUGAAUUUGCCAAGUCCGUCCCCGGAUUCUCAAACCUGGAUCUCAAUGAUCAGGUGACUCUUUUGAAAUAUGGUGUGUACGAGGCUCUCUUCGCCAUGCUGGCCUCCUGUAUGAACAAGGACGGGCUUCUUGUAGCGUACGGUUCAGGCUUCAUCACUCGAGAAUUCCUCAAAAGCCUGCGGCGACCGUUCAGUGACAUGAUGGAGCCAAAGUUCCAGUUUGCCAUGAAGUUUAAUGCACUGGAACUAGAUGACAGUGACCUGGCGCUAUUUGUGGCUGCUAUCAUCUGCUGUGGAGACCGGCCAGGCCUGGUGAACGUGGCCCAUAUCGAGCGAAUGCAAGAGAGCAUUGUGCAGGUGCUACAUCUCCAUCUGCUGGCCAAUCAUCCCGACGACACCUUCCUCUUUCCGAAGCUGCUGCAGAAACUGGCUGACCUUCGGCAGCUGGUCACCGAGCACGCACAGCUAGUGCAGGAAAUUAAAAAGACAGAGGACACCUCAUUGCAUCCACUCCUACAGGAGAUCUACAGAGACAUGUACUGAGGAUUGUGGAGGAGAAACCAGUAGAGGCUCUCUACUGUCAUCUCCUGUUUUUCAGGGACAAAAGAAGAAGAAAAGUUCUCCAUAAGCUAGGGUUGAACCACUUAAACCUCCCCUUAAAGCAGCAAGAGUUACCUUUAGUUUCUAGUCAGCACAAAAGGUCCUGCAGUAGGUCGGCCCAGUCGAGAAACUGAUGGUGCUCUUGGUUUGAAACAGUGCUCUCCACUCCAGUGUGUGGACCGUUUGCAAAGAUGUCAUGUACAAGCUAUUGACCGGCCAUAUAAACACAAUUUAUGCAAUAUCUGGCUUGGGUAAAAGGUGGUGAUCUCUGUAACGACCGAUAUCCAAGCCUGUAACAUGACCUGAAAUGAGAAAAGAUCAUAAAUUUGACAGCCACCAGUCCAACAGUAUAAGUGAAAGAUGAUUUAUGUUUUUGGGGGGCAUUUCUAUGCCUUUUAUUGAGAGUGAGAGUGGAGAGAGACCAGAAAUGUGGGAAAGAGAGUGGGGGAAUGACAUGCAGCAAAUGGUCCGAGCAGCCAGGAACCAAACUGGGGCUUCGGGGCAUUUCUACACAUGUGGUAUACGUCCUAACUACUCGGCUCCUCCUGAAAGAACAUUUUUGUAACUGAUGUCAAAGAGCCAUACUGUACACAAUACCCUCACAGUCAACAACACCCAAGUGACUUCAGUGACAGCACCAACAACUACAUUACAAGUAAUAAUACUUUUCUAGCGAGGCAGUUUUGCCAAAUUGGCUAAAGGAUGGUGAUGGUCAUCUAUGCCGUCCUCCAGUAUUUUACAUUGUUUUAUACUCAGACAAACACUUUGGUGUCACCAGUUACUGUUUUUUGUUCUGUGCUUUCAAGCCAUACUUUGUACUGAUGAAUACUGGAAACAAAUUUAUGUCCUUUACUCUCUUUUUUUUUUCCUAACAAGGCAGCAUGAAGGCGUGACUUAGAUCAUUUUAUGACUCAACAAAUUCCCAAGAAAUCUACAGACAAUAGUAUAUAUGGAAAUCUCAACAUAACGUAGCAAAUUGUAUCUUUGAAGGGAAUUUGAAGUUGUUGAAGACUGAGACGACCACACGGAGAGAUUCACUGUGUAAAAGCAACACAAUGCACAUUUGAAGCACUAACAGCCUGUGAUAUGUAAUACAAGUUUGUUUUUUCUUUUUUUUUUUUUUAUAUAUAUAUAUACUGGACCUCUGUUAAAUGCCUUUUUCACAGAACAUUUGCACAGACAUUUGGCACUCCAUCCAGUUUUGUGUCCUGGUAUUUAAGGGCUAACAAAGAGGUAAACCACAUUUUUGCAGGCGCACUCGAAUCUCAUUUGCUGUAAAUCAUUCAUCUGUUUUUUAAUUUCUCACUCACAUAAAGCUCUUGUCAUCACCAUGACCUUUCCUGUGGUUUUUCAGAGUUACUCAUCUCUAUCUGCUCUUUGGUUUUGGUAGUAUUCCUGCCUUCACUACUCUAUCGCUGCCUCUGUUCUCAUUACAUGCAUUUGAUUAAGAUUCAGGAGUUUUGUGUACAACUUCUUAAAUGGUGGCAAAUCAAAAAUAUAUUACAUAAAAGAUUAAGGAAUAGGUUUACGAUUUUUCAGACAACAGGGUUCAUGUAAUCAUUCCUUCUACUGGUUAUUUCUCUCUUAUUGAGUGAAAACAAAAUCAGAUUAUGUAUCUGUAUGUAACUAUUACAAACAUACACUUUCAUUACUGAAUUUCUAGUUUUUGUAACUAUAAUAUGGACACAAAGAGGAAAUCUUAUACUAACAACUGAAAAUUUAAGAUAAUUUCCUAUUAUUUUCUAUAUAAUAAAAGGUUCCGACUGCAUUUUUUUUCACAUUACUGGGACUGUGACACCCAGCAACUACAUUAAAAGCCUAUUAAGAAUACAUAAUGAUCUUUUAAUUUCCAGUAUCAACACUAGAAAUGAUUACACGAAACAAAACCUAGACCACACCUACAAUGCAGACUGUACAUAUUUUUACAUGGUAUGUUUUGGAAAUUCUCGUCUUUUGUUUAGGAUGACAACAGUGCAUAUGAAAAUGCCACUCCUGGAUUUUCUAAUCAUGCUGCCUUUUAAAGAAAACUGAUUCAGAAGACUUUGCGUUAAGGGAAUGUUGUUGAGGAAAUGAUGAAAACGUGCAUGUCUGAAAAGUAUUGGAUAAUAUACAGCUUAUAUAUGAAUUGCGAGAGAAUGCUUCCCCCCCCCUCCAUCUGCUUGUGCAACCAAAAUCAUCUAAAAACAUUAUGAGUUUGUUGAAAUUCAGUCACAUGAAACAGACUUUGUGCUUAAAAUCGUAUCACAUUGUGCAAACACGUGUACUGUACAUAGUUGAACUGAUCAUAUUGACUGCUUGCCCCAACUUUUAACUCUUGAGGUAUACAAGGUUCUAAUGAUGAUCAACUUUGCGUACUUCUGUUUGGUAAAUACAUUUAAAUAUAUUAAAUUGUAAAUGUAGUUAUGUACUGUAUCUUUGCUCACAUGCCACAUGAUUGUGUUUUAAUGUAAUUGGAUGAUAUUUUUAUACUAAAGUAUAUAUAUAUGUAUGACUAAAUCUGAUAAAUGUUUAUUUGAAAUGGCAUUGCCAAGUGCAGUGUAAAUAGAUAGCUUAGGGUAACAGGGCGACUGGUAAUCUAAAUAUCCAUAUAUCUGAAUCCUGUUAGGGACAGUCCUUUUUAAUAAUUGCUUUUUAGAGAAAACCAUCAUGGCUGCGGUAGAUACUUAAUUUCAACUCUGUAUAUCUUUUCAUUUAUUGCUCCCACAUCUGCUUAAUUCAACAGAAUGUGAUUUUAACAGAAAACAUAUGUGCAGUUCAUUAAAAGUUUGUGAUUUUUGGAUACAAACUACAUUUAUCACGUAAAUUUUAGUAGAAGGAUCAAGCUACAGCUCGGCAUUGAUCAUACGAUACUGCCCUCCUCUUUUUAUACUCUGUUCUCAGGUUGCAAAUGAUGAAACAAAUAGGGUAAUAUAUGCAUGGAUUUUAUCCUUAUCAAAAGAAAUGCUCCACAGUUGCCUGCUUAUAUUGACUGUAUUUUAACCAGUUGACUUGCUUUUAAUGCCAUUACAUCACAUGCUAUUACAGUAAAGAGUUGCAGUAGGCAAAAUGCAGUAUAUAUGUUUUAUAAUCCUGUUUUGUAAUGCUUUUGUUUCUGACUUUCCUCACUCGCUGCUAUAUUAGCCUAACCCACCAAACACUCUUAACGCCAUGAAUAGAUUACUGAACUUCAAGCUGCCUCUACACACUUACUGUAUCUUACAGAAUGUCAGAAUCAAUUCAGUGCAGAUCACCUCUUCCUCUUGCAGUUUCCUGGGACUUGGAUGUCCCUUUUGGAAGUACUCUUGAGGAUUUAACCACAAACAGUCUGUGCCUUAGCGUGUGCCCAUGCCAUAAGACUCUAGAGAUCCAUAAAAGACUUGAUAUAAACACUUUUAGGAUCAUAUGCUGUCAGUAUCUGCCGUUUUCUGACACAAAAGGGCCACGCAGACAGAAAGAUGUCACAGAAAAUUUGGGUAAAUUAUUCUAUAUAUAUAAUACAUGGAAGGUAGAGGCUGAUAAUUGCUUUUGCAGUAUCAUUUCACUGUACGAACAAUUAACACACAAAGUGGUUUAAAACAACAGAGCCAGGCCCGAAAAGACAAGUCGAGUAAAUUAAUAAUGUCUGCGUACCCUUAGGAAUGUCUGUUUUAUGUUGAAUUGACAAGGGACUCUAUAACAUGUAUCAGGGAAACCUAGUCUUCCUUUGUUGAACUAGCUCAGGACAUAGAAAGGUACUGUUCUUCCUUGUUUCUUUGUAUUUCUGUCUCUGGAAAGAAGUUCUUGUGCUCUGCCUUACAGCACACAUACAUUGAUGACAAUAUUAAUGAAUACAUCGUAUAUUUUAUUUCUAUUUCCCCAAAACUGUCAUAAAUAAAUUUCCGGGGCAGCAGUCAGGAAGUAGAUGUUUGAUUUUUUUCGUCCUCUCCUUGAUUUUAUGGAGUUUGUUUUUGUGACUAUAGUGUCAUGUUAAAAGACAACAAAGACUGUCUUUGGAUGUGCUGUUCAUGUGUAUUGUGGCUUGGUAACAAUACUGUAAAUGUGUGAUGAAUGUAUAUCUAGUCAUUUUAAAAUGAAACAAGUUGACAUAGAAUGGAUUUCAAAAUAAAUCUAUUUGAAAAUCCAG